ACUUCAUAAUAGGUCUUUAAUUGGUGUUUCGGCACGAUCUCCGAUGAAUCGACGCAAAGAACUUUUUUUUUACCUCCUUUCCUUCUCAUUUCUCACCAGGACGUGAAUCUUGGAGAUAUAAAUAUAACCAUUCUCGCUCUCCCGACACCAAGUUUUUCACGGGUGUAUCAAGGUUGGGAAUGCGCGCACAGUGGCAUUGUUUUUUUUUCUUCCACUCUCUCAUACCUCUGUACUUCACCCCCAAAAGCGAGAGCUCUGCUCCGGACUUGAGAAGUUCGUCGCCGACAUCGUUCGAUUUUGUCGCCCCCUUGGAAGUUUGUAAGCUGCUGAUUGUAAGGUUGUUUCUUGACUCGGUAGUGGUGACAAGUUGGAAUGAUGUAUGACGGCAGCGAGGAGUACCUCAACCACCAUCGUGCCCGUGCUCACGCCUUUGCUCUCAACAGCAUCGUGCCCCCAGCACCUAGGAGCUUCUCCUACCCCGGUCUACCCAUGCAAUCAUCAAACCAUAACUCGUUAGGAUUCUCAGACCGAAGCAGUCACUUCGGUGAUUUCACCCCGUUGCCAGCCCCGCCAGGUGAUCACAAAACAGCGGCAGCUGCUGCGGCAACUCAGCAGAUGAUGGCCGCAGCGGCAGCGAUGCGCCCGCCUGACCUGUCGGCCCAAAAUCCUGCAACUAAAGACAUCAAGGUAACGCUUGAAGGGCGUGAACUAUGGACAAAGUUUCACGAGAUUGGAACUGAAAUGAUCAUCACAAAGGCAGGAAGGUAAAUCCAGACAUAUCAUACAUUUUCUUGUUUUUCCAGCUUUUUUAAAUUAAUAAAUCGUUCAUAGCAAAUUUUAUGAAAAUAAAUAGUAAAACAUAAGUUUGAAAUGUUUUCUAAAACUUAGCCAUAUCAGCCUAUGUAGGCCUACAAUAUAUUCGAAUGAGUUGUUUGAAAUGGAAUUGACUGUCCUUUGGUCCACAUUCUAAAUAAAUGUCCAUAUCGCUGUUUUUCUGUGUAGUUUUUGGUAAAUAAUUUUAUCAUGAACCUAUACAUUUCUCACUUCAAACAUGAAUGUGAUGACAUUUUGUUGUUAUAUUCUAGAUAAGAAUGGUAAAUUAUACGUGCAUUUUUCUAAUAUUUGAUUUGAUCAUCAAAAUACACUAGCUCGCUUUAUAGCAUCUAAAAUAUGUAGAUAAAUACAUCUUUUUCUGAAUAUAGGCCUACGAAUCAAUAAAAUGAGAAUUUAUGUAUGGGAAUUUAUGCGUAGCGCCGUCAUUAUACGGCACUUUAACACUAAAUAACUAAUCGAUCUUAAAAUGCGACAAACCCAUAGCAAAUAUUGCGCUUGUUUAUGAAAGAUCCCCUUCGCGCCCUAUUGUGCCUGGGCGUCAAUAUACAUGACUGAAGUAAUUUGUGGUCAUCGCUUUUGUGUGGCGUGAAUUCUGUGUGAGUGUGCGUGUGCGUUAUUGUGAUGUGCGUCCAUUUCCGAGUGACCAUUUACCACGACAACGGAAAACCGGAUUUAUUAGUAAUUUGAUGAAUGGAAACAGACAAAUAUCAUCCAUUAUCAUUCCGAACAGAAUUCAUGUCAUGGGGAAUACUUAAUUAUGCCCAUAUCUUGCAAGUGCAAGAACACACCGAUCUGACCAUCUUCUAGGAGGGCCAAAACCAUAAUUUUAUUUAUCUGGUCAAAAAAAUAAAAAAAAGGAAAUGAAGUAAACUUGUUCAUUUCUUAUUUUAUUCAACUUUCACGAAAUUAGGUAUAAAAUAUAAAUACCAUAUUGCUGAUGAAUUUGGAUAUAUAUAGGUAUAAGAUGCCUCCUUUUUAUUGUCCACAACGUAAAAACGAAAGCGAAGGAAUAUCAUGACAAGUUCUUUGCCUUAUGUUUCUUUUUUUCUAAUUAUAGUUUUGUUUCCGUCAUAAAAAGAUUUUGAAUUGCAGAUAUUUAUUUCAACUUUUACCAUGGUUACGAAGUGUUACAAAGCGGUUGCAAUUACGUAAAUAAAGAACUUUUCAUUUCAGGAAUUCUUCUGACCUAUCUGUGUACAUUCUAUAUCUGUAUAGUAAACCACAGGGCAGAAUAAAUAUUACAGAGAUCACAGUUAGGGUUUCACAGCUUAUGUAAAUACAGAUAAAGUUCCAAUGCAAUACAUUUGCCACCAUACUUUUCAUUUCUUUGCUAUUAUCACCUUUUCAAGUAAUUUCAUCCUUGGUAUUUCAUGAAUUUCAGGAUCUUUCUACUUGGUGAUCUAUACCACAUAUAUAGAAAUAGAAUAAACCCCUCCCCCUAC
This is a messenger RNA of Lytechinus pictus (painted urchin), 2276 nucleotides long. RefSeq names its product T-box transcription factor TBX22-like. Gene Ontology annotation, biological process: positive regulation of DNA-templated transcription; regulation of transcription by RNA polymerase II; cell fate specification. The coding region runs from base 373 to 768 and encodes 131 amino acids. Gene Ontology annotation, molecular function: DNA-binding transcription factor activity, RNA polymerase II-specific; RNA polymerase II cis-regulatory region sequence-specific DNA binding. Lineage: Eukaryota; Metazoa; Echinodermata; Echinoidea; Temnopleuroida; Toxopneustidae. The record is from RefSeq and is a predicted model, not a curated record. Gene Ontology annotation, cellular component: nucleus. The transcript is spliced from 2 exons.